Messenger RNA from Naumovozyma dairenensis CBS 421, 2925 nucleotides. It is a transcript of the gene ARP8, whose product is annotated as Arp8p. Gene Ontology annotation, biological process: regulation of DNA-templated transcription; double-strand break repair. The coding region runs from base 1 to 2925 and encodes 974 amino acids. NCBI's taxonomy places the organism in Eukaryota, Fungi, Ascomycota, Saccharomycetes, Saccharomycetales, Saccharomycetaceae. Gene Ontology annotation, cellular component: Ino80 complex. The transcript has a single exon. The record is from RefSeq and is a predicted model, not a curated record.
AUGUCUCAAGAAACACCAGAAUCAAGCGUGAUAUAUGAAGAGCCAAUUGACAUUCCCAUCGAAGAUGAUGACGAAGAUGAUGAUGUUGACGAAGAAGAUGUCAAAGCUGAAUCUUUGACGUCUACAGACAAACAGCAAAAUCACAUACCAGCAGAAGAUAACGUUGACUAUGAUAAUGACAAUGACAAUGACAAUGACACCAAUACGAAAAAAAUGGACCCUCCGACAAUAUCGAGAAGCGUCACUGCUACUCCCAUUGACCAAUCACUCUCUACCAAACAUCCCAGAGAUUCAGAACGUGAAGACAAUGAUGAUAAUGAUAAUCAAGAAAACGAAAACGAAAACGAAGACGAACUUCCAUCUUCGAGCGGUGCCAAUACCCCAAAGGCUUCCACUCCUCCUCUUACUCCUACUCCUACCACUGCUUCAACGAAUAAAAAAUUGAAAUCAAAAGAAGAGGCAUAUAAAAAAUACCCUAAAAUGGACCCGAAAAAGGUACCACCGGGGAAGAAAGUUCCUCUACAUCUAUUAGAAAAGAGAAGAUUAGGUAGAAUUAAAGCUGCAGAAGAAUUCGCUAAAAAAUUAAAAGAAGCUGGGAUUGAAAAAGUAGAAUCUGUAACAGUACCACCCACGGGGCUUUUCCAACCAUUAAAUCUAAUUAAUCAGAAAAAUUAUUCAUCCAUAUAUCUAAAGAAUGAUGAUCAAAUAUUUUGUCUCAGAGAUGAUAAAUCUUUGAAAAAUACUUCUCCAAAUCAAACCUCAACAGCAACGCCGGAUAAUAUCGUAGAGUCUGUUGCGACGGGAAUAAACAAUAAAUCUACAGGCGAUCAAUUAAAUUUAAAUGACCCUACUAAGACAAUCAUUAUACAUACGGGUUCACAUUCUUUAAAAAUAGGAAAGGCAUUAGAUGAAAAUCCAAUAAUAGUACCAAAUUGCGUAGCUAUCCCGAAGCAAGAGUAUGAAGGCAUGACAAGAAAUAUUAAUACCAAAGAUUCUAUACCAACUCCACCAGAAAAUAAUAUUUUUGAUUCAAUAGCUCAAUCAGAUGAAUUUAAUGAUUUGAAAUUAGAAAUAGAAACUAAUUUUAAAGAAAGAAUGAAGUAUUAUAAAAGAAGAAUCCAACCAAAUAGUUGUGAACAAGUAAAAUCAUUUAACAAGAUUUCUAAACCUGAAAUAUUACCCAUUUCCAACGAUCCACAACGUAUUCAAUGGAUUAAUGAAUCAACUAAUAAGCGUUAUUAUGGUUCCAAUGCAGAACGUUGUACUGACUUACAUUUUAAAACAAGGAAACCAUUCUCUAACAAUGGUUCAUUCAAUAUCGCAUCAACAGAUUAUAUAUCCUUACAAGAUCUUUUAUCAGAUGUAACUAACCUAAUAGAACAUUCUUUGACAUCUUCACCAUUUGAUUUGAAACCAUCUCAAUUCAAAGAACACAAAGUUGUCCUUAUAAUCCCAGAUUCGUUUGGAAAAAGUCAUGUGGAAUUAUUCAUCACAUUAUUAUUGACUCAUUUAAAAUUUCAAGCGGUAGCAAUCAUACAAGAAUCAUUAGCUACAUGUUACGGUGCUGGAAAUAGUGUCCCCACUUGUGUAGUGAACCUUGGUGCCUCCCAAACUACAGUCGCAUGUGUAGAUGAAGGUACAGUACUAGAAAAUAGUAUGGUAAGUUUAAAUUAUGGUGGUAACGACAUUACAAAUAUUUUCGCUACUUUCCUUUUACAAAAUGAUUUCCCUUAUCACAAUUGGAACUUAAAUUCUAUUGAAGGUUGGAAAUUGGCUGAAGAAUUAAAGGAAAAAUAUAUCACAUUCCAAGAUAUGGACGUCACAGUUCAAUUAUUUAAUUUCAUAAAAAGAUUACCAGGGAUGGAUACUAUUGAGAAAUACGAUUUUAAAGUAUUCGAUGACGUUAUGUUGGCUCCUUUAACUUUGUUCUUCCCCAAGAUUCUAAAACUAAUGAAAGAACAACAACCACAAAAUAGAAAUAAAUUUUUACAAUCUCAAUUACCAGAUUCAAGAGAUAUUUAUACAACAAAAAUUAAUGAUUGGAGAUCAAUUACUCAAGAGGAAUGUCUUGAAUCUAAAUUGUUUUCUUAUAUUGACAAUGAAUUAGAACUAUUGAAAAGAACAUUAGAAGUACCGAUACUCCUAGAAAACUUUCAAAAUAAUUCGCCAGAUAAUAAGAAUGAUAAACUAAAUUAUACACCACUUGAUGUGGCAAUCAUUCAAAGUAUAAUGAAUGCAAGUACAAACAUCGACAUGUCCAAAAUGUCAUCAUUUUAUUCAAAUAUCUUAGUAGUAGGCGGGGGAUCAAAGAUACCAGCAUUGGAUUUCAUAUUAACUGAUAGAAUUAAUAUUUGGAGACCAAGAUUAUUAAGUCUAACUUCAUUCCCAAACUUUUACAAAGAAUUAAGUAAAGAUAUUAAAGAUUUACAAAAUCAUUACCUCAAAUUAAUCUCAACUGCAACAGCGGCAACAACCCAGACCACAGCCACAGCUACAACAAAUAAUAAUACUACGAAUUCAACUUCAAAUAGUACACCAGCAAUCACUCAAGUACCAUCAGGCACCAACAUUAGUAACAAUUUAAAUUCAACAAAGAUUGACAACACUCCCGGUGCAGAAACAAAUGAAGUUGAAGAAGCUGUUAAUAAAUUGAAGAGGGAAAUGGACGACAAAAUAAACGAACUACUCAAAGAAAAAUUAGAAGAAUAUUUAGAAACUGUAGAAAAGGCUCAAAACGGUAAUGAUCAUUAUUUACCAGUUAGUGUGGUUCCUGCACCACGUGAUAUUGAUCCGGCUUUGAUUCUUUGGAAAGGUGCAAGUGUUCUGGCUCAAUUGAAAAUUAUUGAAGAAUUGUACAUGACUAAUGCUGAUUGGGAUGUUCAUGGUAGUAGAAUACUACAGUAUAAAUCCAUCUUCCCAUAUUGA